AUGAAUAGAGUUUAUAAACAUCCAAUACUAACAAAUCCAACAAGAUGGUUAGAUAUUCAAAAGAAACAUUCAUGUGAAGUCUACCACUCACAGUAUCCAAAUUUAUUAAAUAAUUCAUUUGCGAAAGCAUUAGUAAAUGUUGAAUCAUACUCAAUUAAAAAUACAUUACCAAUUGGAUUAGGUUUACAAUUAAAAUUAAACAAUGGUCAAUUAUAUCCUAUAUUAUGGUUUGAUAAAGUUACCGAACCAACUAGUUUUAUUAUAAAUAAUAGAAAAUUGAUUAUGAAAAUGGUAUCAAGUAAAAAGAGUCCCUUUGGUUUAUUAUCAUUAAAAGCAAAAAUGAAUUAUCCAAAAAAUGUCAAAUUUGCACCAGGUUUUAUUGAUUUAGUUGAUAAAUUAUAUUUAGAUCAAAUUAAGGAGUUGUUGAAAGAUGUUGAUUCAAAAGAUGGUGGUAAAAAUGGGCUACAAUUGAUUGAUUCUCCAACAAAAUUAGGUCAAGGCAUUGUUAACAAGCUGUUGUUCAACUGUCAAGACUUGUAUGUUGAUUAUGACAAGCAUCCUAAACUAGCGCGAUUAAUUGUCUCAUAUGUUGAUUAUCUUAAGGAGUGA
Molecule: messenger RNA, 609 nt
Organism: Insectozyma verbasci
Lineage: Eukaryota; Fungi; Ascomycota; Pichiomycetes; Serinales; Debaryomycetaceae
Source: the annotation of a GenBank genome assembly